Miscanthus lutarioriparius is the source of this 1107-nucleotide messenger RNA. Lineage: Eukaryota; Viridiplantae; Streptophyta; Magnoliopsida; Poales; Poaceae. The record is from the annotation of a GenBank genome assembly.
AUGGAUGGGGAGAACAGGCUCAACGUCUGGCUACGCAGGAUGAACGACGACCGCAGGCAUGGCGGCACUGGUGCUGCUGGCGGCAGCGCCAACGGGUGGGUGCUCAGGGACACCAUUUCCCUGCAUGAGACUUGCGGCCAUCUUGUGGAGCAGGGUUGGGAGACCGCAGGCGAUGGAGAUGAGGACGCCCCUGCAGUAACGGUGGUCGGUGCUGGGGACAAUGCAGGGACAACGGAGAAAGACCUACAAUUUUCAAAACCAAAUCUGAUUUCUUUGGGCAAUAAAGCCAGCAGGCUGUUCCCACUCUGGAAGAUGACCGCCUUCGGACAGCAGCAGUCGCUGCAGGCUGUCGACUCCCUUGUCUCCGAUGGCGGCACCAACAUCAUCGAGGGGCUGCGGAAAGCUGCCAGGAUGGUGGAUGACAGGCAAGCCAGGAACCUGGUGUGCAGCAUCAUCCUGCUCUCUGACGGCGUGGACUCCUACAACUUACUGCCACGGGACGGCUCGGCGCUGGACUACGCGCCGCUCGUCCCACGCUCCAUCCUUCCCGGUAGCGAGCACUACGUCCCGAUCCAUGCCUUUGGCUUCGGCAUGGACCACGACUCCACUGCGAUGCACGCCGUCGCCCAGAUGUCCAGCGGCACCUUCUCAUUAAUCGACGUGGUGGGGUCGAUCCAGGACGCCUUCGCGUCGUGCAUCGGGGCCUCCUCUGCGUGCUAUGCCAGCGGAGUGGACGGCGACUGCUGCGGCGCCUUCAUGCACGUCGGCCGCCUCUAUGCCAGCGAGGAGAGGGACUUCCUCGUCACCGUGUGCGUGCCGCCGUCACGCGUGUCCGUUGCACUCAUCCGGCCGAGCUGCACCUACCGCGACACAGUUACCACGGAGAAGGUGCGGGUGGGAGGCGACCCGGUGAUGUUGCUCCGCCCGGAGUUCCUGGUGAGCGCGGGGAUGUCCCUGCAGGUGGAGCGCGAGUGGCACCGCGUCCAUGCCACGGAGGACAUGGCCGCGGAGCAGGCCGCCGUGGAGGAGGGCGACUACACCAGCGCGGCUUCUGGAGUCGUGCGCGUCGCUGUCCUUGGACAAGCAAACGCAGGCGCUAGUGGCUGA